This is a messenger RNA of Zychaea mexicana, 3610 nucleotides long. RefSeq names its product P-loop containing nucleoside triphosphate hydrolase protein. The transcript has 17 exons. NCBI's taxonomy places the organism in Eukaryota, Fungi, Mucoromycota, Mucoromycetes, Mucorales, Lichtheimiaceae. The coding region runs from base 62 to 3511 and encodes 1149 amino acids. Gene Ontology annotation, biological process: nuclear-transcribed mRNA catabolic process, nonsense-mediated decay. The record is from RefSeq and is a predicted model, not a curated record. Gene Ontology annotation, cellular component: intracellular anatomical structure. Gene Ontology annotation, molecular function: ATP binding; RNA binding.
ACGACGAUCCCAAAAGAGCAGUAGGCUCCUCACUAUGCACUAGUUUUUUUAUAUCCCUACCAUGAGUCGAAGGCGACGCCAGGAACACAUUCCAGAAGAACGUUAUGACAUUGAUGGAACACUGAUAAAAAAUGAAGCCGCGUUUAAAGCAAAAUCUUGGAAUCUAAGUAACAUUUUACGCGAUCCUGUAGCUAGAUCGCGUGCGAUUAAAGAGGCUCAAGAAUAUAUCAAAGCUAAUCGUGGCAAGCUGGAGCUUGAAAAAAGAACUUGGAGCGAAGAAACAGACGAAAUAUUCUUUUCUCGAAAACGAAAAGGACUGGCUGCUUGGAUGAUGCCUCGAGGAUCGCCCAUCUAUUUUGAGUUUGAAGCGUUUUAUCUUAAACUGAAGGAAAGUCUACAGGCGGACAAUCCAUCUUCUCUAUCGUCGUCGUCAAAGAAGUAUGAAAUGCUGCGACGUGAGGGCGAAUUGCUUCGACAUGCUUUGAUCUUGUUCCAGGAUUUUCAAAGAAAAAAGACGGCCCAAUUGAAAGAAAAACUUGCAGCCUAUAAAGCCGAGCUGCCAAUCACUGCAUACUCCAAUGCCAUACUGCGCACACUAGCAGAACAUCGAGUCUUGCUAGUUGCAGGCGAUACCGGAUGUGGUAAAAGUACCCAAGUGCCUCAAAUCCUAAUGCAAGCAGGAUAUCACAAAAUUGCAUGCACACAACCACGAAGAAUUGCAUGCUCGUCACUAGCAAGACGUGUCAGUUACGAAACAUUAAACGAAUUUGGAUCACAAAUUGCCUACCAGGUGCGAUUUGAAGGCACACAGACGAAACGCACGCGAAUCUUGUUUUUGACAGAAGGUCUACUGCUACGACAAUAUGCAAUGGAUCCCUUACUAUCCAUGUACGAUGUGAUUAUUGUCGACGAAGUGCACGAACGACACAUGAUGGGCGACUUUCUGCUUGCUUUGUUAAAACGAUUAUUGGCCGUACGACAAGACUUGCACGUCGUACUUAUGAGUGCUACCAUCAACGCUGAGCUUUUUGCUCAGUAUUUCGACGCACCAACACUCAACGUACCCGGUCGCAUGUACACAGUCAAGACACAUUAUUGGAAAGAAGGACAAGAUGACAAAAACUUGGUUAACGAUGCCGCAUAUCAUCGACGACAAACAGCCACUGUUAAAGAAUCUGUUCCAAGUCGGUCUGAGCGAAUCGAUGCUGGGCCGUAUUUGAAAGUACUAGAAUAUAUUGAUCAGUCUGUCCCUGUCGCCGAGCGCGGUGAUUUAUUGAUCUUUAUGUCUGGAAUCAACGAAAUAUCUACAUUGGCAGACGAGCUCAAACAAUAUGGUGAACACAGUAAAAAUUGGAUUAUCUUGAUGCUGCAUUCAACGCUGGCGGUGGAUGAGCAGGAUAAGGUAUUUGAUACCCCACCGGAAGGUGUUCGCAAGUGCAUCAUCAGCUCCAAUAUCGCCGAGACCAGUUUGACAAUUGAUGGGAUCCGCUUCGUGAUUGAUUCUGGCAAGGUCAAGGAACUAAGCCAUGAUGCAAAUUCGAAUAUGAGCAAACUGUCCGAGUUUUGGAUAUCAAAGGCAAGCGCUACACAGCGGGCUGGACGCAGUGGUCGGACGGGACCAGGCGAGUGCUUUCGUUUGUACUCGCAAAACGAGUUUGAACAUUUCAACGACUUUGCUGUGCCGGAAAUUCAACGUGCUCCCCUGGAACCGCUGUUGUUGCAGAUUAAAGCCUUUGAACUGGGCGAUCCACGAGUAUUUGAUUAUGUUGAGGCCCCAUCUAUCGACGCUGUUAAUGCAUCCAUGAAUUUUCUCCAAAAUUUGGGUGCUGUAGAUAGCACUGAGAGAAUUUUGGGGUUAGGAACUGUGCUAGCAAACCUUCCAGUGGACGCUAUCAUUGGCAAGAUGCUGUUAAUGGCAACGGUCUUUAACCUCGUAGAUCCAAUUAUUACUAUCGCGGCUAGCAUGAGCGUACAAUCUCCCUUUACACGUUUAUCACCUGACGUCCACUCCGAUAUACUUCGGAAUCGAAGAAAACUAGAUUCGGAACACGGAGACCCGAUUACACUGGUGAAUCUUUGGCAACAGUGGCUCAAUGCUAAAAGUGACCGUAAGACAUCUUCAAGAAACUGGUGUCGAAGACAUGGCAUUGAAGAGCAUCGCUUGUAUGAGAUUGCAAAAAUGAGGCGCCAGUUCGAGAAGGUCUUGAACGAUUUUCAGCCUGGUCUUCUGCAGCAUCUUAAAGAGCAAGAGAAUUCUGAAGAAGAAAGAGAGCAACGAUCUAGAAAACGCGAUCAGCUGAAACGAGAGAAAUACGAAGAACGAUCAAGCAAACGUCGACGCAUACUUACAAUGGAAUAUGAAGAACAAGAAGAUUGGCAAGCGGAGGGACACAAUACCUCGGAUAUACGAGACCUGGAAUUUACGAUGGCAAAUAAUGUUAAAAAUCUGAUGUCAAGAGCGGCCACGCUGAGCAAACGUGAUAUUAAUUUGAUUAAGCUCAUAAUCUGCUCGGCAUUAUAUCCUCAACUUGCAAUUGGCGACGAGCACAACCCUUACCGCAAAAGCAAUGAAAUUGUCUUUCAUACGCCAGUCAAGAAGUUUAUAUCAAUCCAUCCAACUAGUGUAAUUUCCGCACACCCAGACUGGGUACAGGGAAUUGGUGACAAUGUACGAAAAGAUGAUCUUGCUGUGGAGCAAUCAAUGCAGCACCAACUCCUAUGUUACUUACAGUUGUUGGAAACCAAUAAGCCGUAUCUACUGGGUUUAACCAGAGUUCCUGGUAUUCAUACUCUUCUUUUAUUUUCAAAAACAAUCGACACAAACGCAGACUGCAGCGUGCUUGUAUUUGACACAUACUACAUGGCCAAAUUUAGGACAACUGCUGUGGCCGAACAUGUGCUUUAUUUAGCGUACAAACUACGAGAAACGUGGCUCUACUUAUUGAACCGACGAAUCAGUCGUGGUUUGGGGGAGCAAGUACCUGAAAGCGAUAUUGAGGAGAUUAUUAUCACCCCAUCAGCCCGUGAAGAUAUGCCAAAGACCAUUAAAAAGAUCAUAGUGGAGCAAGAGAAAUCAAAAUGCAAGGGAAAAAGCAAAGUCGAUAUGUGGACACCGGCAGUAGAGUCUGCGUUUCAAGCACAAGUGGAUUCACUGGCAGAUCAACUAGCAAUUGCCAUGGAAACAGCCAUAUCGGCUGAUUUUAGAGUAGCUAAACCUUCUGAACUCAUUAACAUGUAUCCAAAGUAUACAAAGCCGACUGAAAAGACCGAGUCCAACUUACCAAGGGCAUGGAAUUCACGGGAUGUUAUCCGUGAAGGCAUACGUAUCACGCCAAAUCUAUACUAUAACACUCUGGAUGCACCUUCAUGCGCCUCCAGCGUUCCAGUAGAAGAAGAGGCUAUUCCAGCAAAUAUCAAAAUGUAUUGGCACUGCCCUCACUGCGAUUCGACCUUUUCUUUUACCCAUAAUGAUAUACUCAAUCAUCUUCCAAAUUGUCAUAGCCCAUCCUAGUUCAGCAACACACUCUCUCCAACUCUCGACUCCUACUACUACAUGUGUCUAAAACUUACAGCAUCUAUACAUCAUAUUAGACAGAAGUAUAAUCAUAAG